Molecule: messenger RNA, 2112 nt
Organism: Laetiporus sulphureus 93-53
Lineage: Eukaryota; Fungi; Basidiomycota; Agaricomycetes; Polyporales; Laetiporaceae
Product: glycoside hydrolase family 16 protein
Exons: 11
Coding region: 151-2004 (617 amino acids)
Biological process (GO): (1->6)-beta-D-glucan biosynthetic process; fungal-type cell wall organization
Cellular component (GO): plasma membrane; endoplasmic reticulum membrane
Molecular function (GO): glucosidase activity
Source: RefSeq, a predicted model, not a curated record
GACGCCGGUGAGCGGUGCACACGAGGACCCUUCAUAAGGGGACGAUAUGGGCAAUGUUCAGCAAUCAUCGAUCAUCCCUGAACUUGCAGCCUCUCGACCAUCGGCUGGGCACGAAUAUUCCUUGCGCCGUGACUAUCCUCGAUAUUGGACAUGCUACCUUCGAGUUCCAGGCCUUCCUCAGAUUACGAGGGUCUUCUCCAUGGUGCUUCGACGACUGAUCUUUCAAGAUUACAUUCCGGAGCAUCCUCGCAGUUCAGGCGUUCAAGGCGCGUUUCGCGUCCAUCUUUCUUUCAGCAUGAUAUUCCCCAAUCUCCCGGCGACUCUGCGUCAGUGACAGAACAGUUUACACUGUAUCCUGACCCUGCAUCUUGGAAUACCGCCCUAACUGAGGAUUGCCCUGAAGAUGAUGAUUUUCUACACAACCCAGACCCUGGAGAUCGUAACGGCGACAGCGACCGAAACGUUUUCACCGUGCGAGGACUUACAAACCUGGGUUUUAUAUCGUUUCUACUACUUGGAAUUGUAGCAUUAUUUGGCGGUUAUCCCAUCAUCUCCCACUUUAAAGAACAGAAGUUACUCAAGGAUGGCGGCGUAAAUAUUGGCGGCCCAAGCAUCAUUACUGACCCUCCUUCAAUGUCGACGAGCUAUCAAAUCAUCGACCCGGACACGCCUGAAGAGGCACACACUAAAGCCGACUACAUUAAUGGCCAAGACUGGAAGCUUGUUUUCAGCGAUGAAUUCAACGUGGACGGACGUACCUUCUGGCCCGACGACGAUCCCUAUUGGGAGGCAGUCAACCUGCAUUACUGGGAGACAAACAAUUUGGAAUGGCUCGAUCCGACCGCGGUCACCACCCACAACGGCAGUCUGGAGAUUACCAUGUCGAAGAAGGAGAACCACGGCUUGGCCUAUACGAGCGGGAUGAUUACUACAUGGAACAAGUUUUGCUUUACAGGUGGAAUAGUCGAAGUAUCCGUCUCGUUACCUGGCACGAACAACGUCGUAGGGUUCUGGCCUGCCAUUUGGAUGAUGGGAAAUUUGGGUCGCGCAGGCUACGGUGCCAGUCUAGAAGGCAUGUGGCCGUACUCUUACGACUCCUGCGAUGUGGGUACAGCUCCAAAUCAGACCAAGAACGGCCAGCCGGUCGCCGCUACGAAGAACGGCGAUCCUGACUACGGCGGGGCGCUGUCCUAUCUGCCGGGACAGCGGUUAUCGCGCUGUUCAUGUCCUGGAUCGUCGCAUCCGGGUCCCAAGCAUGAUGAUGGCACGUAUGUUGGACGUGCUGCGCCGGAAAUCGACAUUUUCGAAGCACAAAUCACAGCGACCGGUGGACAGGUCUCGCAGUCUGCACAAUGGGCUCCAUUCGAUUCCGGAUAUGAUUGGCCCUCAGUUACCAACAAAUACUCGAUUAACGAUAGCUCGAUCACUGCUCUGAAUUCGUACCAAGGUGGAGUGUUCCAAGAAGCAACUUCCGGCUUGACGAAUACUGAUCAAAGCGCUUAUCAAGGCAAUGGUGGUCAGUACUCGACAUAUGGCGUCCAGUAUCAACCAGGAUUUGAUGAUGCGGUGAGUGUCGGGCUCGCCAAUGUAGGACGAACGACCGAAGACCUGAAUCAUCAUAAACGCCAGUACAUCGCUUGGAUUUCUAGCGGUGAAGUCGCCUGGGUGCUUCAGUCGGGAUUGCCAGCAGAUGAAACUGUCAAUAUCAGUUCGAGGUCAAUUGCGCAGGAACCCAUGUAUCUCAUCAUGAACCUAGGCAUGUCGCUGCAAUUCAAUGGCGACAUAGACUUCGAUGCACUUAUAUUUCCGGCGACAAUGCGCGUGGACUACAUCCGCGUAUACCAAGAGCCGAGCAGCAUCAACCUCGGCUGUGAUCCGUCAGAUUUCCCGACGGCUGCAUACAUUGAUCAGUAUUUGGAAGCGUACACCAACCCGAACUUGACGACCUGGACUGGAGACUAUGGGCAACCGUUCCCGAAGAACAGCUUCCUGGAAACUUGUUAGCUGUGCUGCCAAAAAUAUGCAUGUGCUAUUUUGGCAAUGAGUGAUGAUCUUCCCGCCCGGCUACCACGUUUCCUCUCAUGAUGACAGAUGCGCACUGAGUGUUGCAGA